AUGUCACAGCCUUAUGGGCUUAUGCCCAAUCUUACCGGGGCUUACCGUACUGCCGAGGGCCACAGGCCGAUUUGUGAGACCCAAACAAUGGCCCCACUUAUCCCGUCACCUCUUGCCCCGGUCCCACCUCACCAUGUGACUAGACCACUUAUGUGAAGAAGCUUAAGGACUCAACGUGUCAAAUCUGCCACUCUCCCCGAAUCCCAUUGUUUUGGUAGAUGCUUAGAAAUAGAAAGGCUUUGUUGAGAGCUGGAAAAGUCACUGUACCGUUCUACUGUUAUUCUGUGGAAAAGCCAUGACUCAUUGUUGGGGCUUCUGACCACCUGAUCUGACCAGGACAAACUGGGCCCGUAGUUAUAGACUAUAACACCUAGGUCAGGUCACAUAGUCAGGAAAAACUCCUAGCCCACCCAUGGGAGAUCGACUGCCCCCUCUCAUUGAAGCCACGAAGUUCAAGGCAGACCGCGGUACUGCAAGCAUUGUUAGCAGAAAACAGGAUCCCCCAUUAUAGUGAAGGGGAAAAUGUCAAUCUUCGUGUAAAUAAAUAAACAUUUCGAAGUAUGUCCUUGAACCAAUUUUUAUUUUAAAAUCGCACACAGGAGAAAUUGUAAGUAUAAUUUACUAGCUAAUGGCAGCCUGCAGUGCCCCAAAAAUCCCAGAAAUAUAUGCAUAUACACUACAUGACCAAAAGUAUGUGCAGUGACUUGCUUCCAUUCAGCUACAAGAGCAUUAGUGAGGUCGGGCACUGAUGUUGGGCGAUUAAUCCUGGCUCGCAGUCGGCAUUCCAAUUCAUCCCAAAGGUGUUCGAUGGGGUUUAGGUCAGGGCUCUCUGCAGGCCAGUGAAGUCCACACCGAUCUCGACAAACCAUUUCUCUAUGGACCUCGCUUUGUGCACGGGGGCAUUGUCAUGCUGAAACAGGAAAAGGCUUUCCCCAAACUGUUGCCACAAAGUUGGAAGCACAGAAUCGUCUAGAAUGUGAUUGUAUGCUAUAGCAUUAAGAUUUCCCUUCACUGGAACUAAGGGGCCUAGCCCGAACCAUGAAAAACAGCCCCAGAUCAUUAUUCCUCCUCCACCAAACUUUACAGUUGGCACUAUGCAUUGGGGCAGGUAGUGUUCUCCUGGCAUCUGCCAAACCCAGAUUCGUCCGUCGGACUGCCAGAUGGUGAAACGUGAUUCAUCACUCCAGAGAACGCGUUCCCACAGCUCCAGAGUCAAAUGGCGGCAAGCUUUACACCAGUCCAGCCAAUGCUUGGCAUUGCACAUGGUGAUCUUAGGCUUGUGUGAGGCUGCUCGGCCAUGGAAACCCAUUUCAUGAAGCUCCCGAUGAACAGUUCUUGUGCUAAACAUUGCUUCCAGAGGUAGUUUGGAACUCAGUAGUGAGUGUUGCAACUGAGGACAGAAGAUUUUUACGCUUUGCGUUUCAGCAAUCGGCGGUCCCGUUCUGUGAGCUUGUGUUGCCAACCACUUCGUGGCUGAGCCGUUGUUGCUCCAAGACGUUUCCACUUCACAAUAGCAGCACUUACAGUUGACUGGGGCAGCUCUAGCAGGGCAGAAAUUUGACGAACUGGUGCCACGUUGAAAGUCACUGAGCUCUUCAGUAAGGCCAUUCUACUGCCAAGGUUUGUCUAUGGAGAUUGCAUGGCUGUGUGCUCAAAUCCACUAAUUUGAAGGGGUGUCCACAUACGUGUGUGUGUAUGUGUACUGUAUGUAUAUGUGUGUAAAACGGUGUGUAUACAUCACAUUAGAUAUUCAAUGAGAGGGGGCAGCACUGAGCUAGCCUGCAACGUCACUUCCUGGAGUAACUCAAACUGCGCAUGUUAUGUCUCUAUAAAACUCCCACAUGAGAUGCCAUCUUAAAUGACUGCCCAUCUGUUAUAUUCUUACUGAACUGUAGAUAUGGAUUAAAACAUUGAAGGCCAUUUGGUUAGCAUAACCUAUCCCUUGUAGUCUUAACAAGCAGACAUGUAAGCAUUGACUCUGAUAGUAAUGGCUUGGCUGGGGCUGAUGGUACAGUAUGAGCACUGGUCUGGGUGUGAUGGAGGAUGAAUAGGGGAAUGUGUGUUUGUGUAGGGAUGUGCUGAGAGAUGUGUCAUAUGGGAUGAAAAUGUCUACUGUACAGCCCAAGGCCUCCAGAGAUUGACACAGCCAGACCUAUGGAAGAAAUGAACAGCACAGCACAGCACAGCUCUGGUGUUUGGUGUGGCUGACUAUGAUGUCUAUGGUACCAUCAGGACUGUCACUGGUAAAGGCCUCCCUCUAACUUGCAUGGGACACUAUGGCGCUUCUUCAGUCCUCCAUCAAGCUCCAGAGGAAAAUAAUAAACACAGUUUACGUCAUUUGGCAUGAUCACAAAGACAGCCCAACAGUCAUGCUGAUUGAUGGAAGCAGUAGGAUUAUUUUAUUUAACUUUGUUUCUUCCUUAAGCUUCUUCUCAUCUGGUCCCAACCCAAUAGUCAGAGAACAGUUCAUUUUGUGUGUGUGUGUGUGUACAGGGCAGAGCCAAAGACUCAAUGACAACAGAUACCCUUUGGCCAGCAUUGUUUAAAAUUCAACUGUGCCUCUAAUCGAAAAACAAAUGGUGAGAAAAUAGUUUUCCCCUCUCGCCCUUUCUUUCGUUCUUUCUCUCUAUUUCUUUCUUUCUCACAUUAUGACUCAUUUUAAUAUUGUUUUUAAAUGGGUCAGCAGAUGUUAUAAAAUGGAGUGACAGGGGGAGGUAGGGAAGAAGAGGGUGAGGGAGGGGGAGAGUUUGCCAAUACCAAUAGUUUGGUUUUCCACAUGGGCGGAGAGAGAUGGACCUUUAAGAGAAGAGAACGGAGCGUUCAGUUCCAGACGACUUCUCCUGCUCUGCACCCCACAGACUCUCAUUUACAUCUGAAUAUCCUGCAAAAUACCAUUCAACAAGGAGGAACAGUUUACACAUGUCUAUAAAAAAAAAACACUUCCCCUUGAAGUGUUACUAAUCAUAGCAUGCUACUUUUGGCCAACACUAAGUUUCAGUGAAGGCUCAUCUUGCUGCUAUUUAGCAGUUAACAGGAUUUAUGUUUGUAUUCUGUUUGCAGUUUGAAAAUAUGGACUGUUUAACCAUAAUCCAUACACACUCACUUCCCCAUUCUACAAUGAUAGCAAACUUUGGUUUUUGUGAUAUUAAGCUGAUCUUUGCUACGUCUUCCUUGAACUCCCCCAUGUAAGCCCAGGAAAUGUCCAUGGUAUUAUGUAAAGGCACUGAAUCAAAGAGCGGGACAAACAAGAGUUCCAUCCAUCCUGUCUGUCUGGGUGACUCAGAGAAAAACACAUGAUGCCAUGAGCAGCCUGCCGCCCGGGAGUUUACGCUUGUCCACAGAUUUACGAGCACGCUCCGAACAUGAUGAUACGCUCGCACAAACAAUGAUUUCAUACAAAUAACAGACUGACAGACAGACUGAGGGAUUGGCUGGACCUGGACAACAGUCAGUCGACUGGCGUGGUUGGACUGGUGUUCCUAAUAUAAUCUGCUGAGUCAUUCACAGAGACCCUCUUGUGGGCAAAGCCCUGGUCUGGUCUACUCUGGCUGGGCAGCCCUGGGCUGGAGUCUGGCUGUGCCCUAAGCAGUCUAAGAGGACAACUAGCCUAAGCAGAGGCCCAUCUUUGCUUGGCAAAGGCUUUUAUGUAUUUUAAACAGAAUGAUAUUAAAUGGAGCCAUGUACAGUAGAUGGCAUGUGUUGAAGAGAGUAGCGUUCUCUACCUGGCCUUUUUACCUACAGCAGGGCUUCCUCGUCCUCGUCCCAGUGACCUACUGUGGUGCACAUCUUUAAUGUUGCCCAGCACUGAAAAGCCUGAUUCAUUUAAUCAAGGGCUUGAUGGUUAGAUUAUCAAUUGAAUCUGUUUAUCCCCCAAGAGUUGUACACUUUUCUCUGUGGUUGAACUUACUACAAGACCAUGGUGCUUGCCUACGGAGCUGUGAGGGGAACGGCACCUCCUUACCUUCAGGCUCUGAUCAGACCCUACACCCAAACGAGGGCACUAUGUUCAUCCACCUCUGGCCUGCUAGCCCCCCUACCUCUACGGAAGCACAGUUCCCGCUCAGCCCAGUCAAAGCUAUUCGCUGCUCUGGCACCACAAUGGUGGAACAAGCUCCCCCACGACGCCAGGACAGCAGAGUCACUGACCACCUUCCGGAGACACUUGAAACCCUACCUCUUUAAGGAAUACCUGGAAUAGUAUAAAGUAAUCCUUCUUCCCCCACCCCCCAUACAAAAAAAAAAAAAAGGUGGUUGUCCCACUGGCUAUCAUAAGUUGAAUGUUCCAAUUUUCAAGUCGCUCUGGAUAAGAGCGUCUGCUAAAUGAUGUAAAUGUAACUUGUCUAUGAAACUGCUGCAUAAGGCAUGUCUGUAAAUAGAAUCAGGAUGAUGUGAUGGAAACUGAAAUGGAAAUGUUUGAAAGAAGGGUGGUGGUAGAACAGGCACAUGGAUAGAUAGGGGAGGAAAGGAGGGGGAGGAGAGGAAGUGAAGAGGAUUCAGUCAAGGUGGGGAGCUGUGGAAUAGUGAAUAAUAGGAAAACAGGCCAGUACAAAUUUGUUUGGAUUUUCUAAGAAAAGUACCUCGGCUAAUUCUUCUUGUUUUUGCUUGUUACUGUUGGUCUACAUUAUGUUUGUCCCUGUCUGUGUUUCAGGUCCGCACAGCCGUGUUUCGCGGUGCCCCCCCAACGAGUACCAGUGUGGGGGGACAGAGCUGUGUAUCCACAUGAGUAAACUGUGCAACGGGUUCCCGGAGUGUACCGACGGCUGGGACGAGGGGCCACACUGCAGAGGUAUUAAACACUCUCUCCCUCACUCCGUUCAAGUAGCCAGUACAGAUGGCUUAGUGUAUUGUACCAUAACCCUCCCCAUACAUUCUCUACCCAGGCAGGGAAUCUUGCUGCACUACAAUGGAGGGGAGGUGAUCUGGCCAUUGAUUCUAACAUAGCCAUGCACUAAGGCUUAUCUUCCUACACCCACAUUAAUGUACACAGCACAUGCAUGCUGCCCACUUCAAAUACAACACUCCAUCUUUUAAAAUUGGAUUAUGAUUAUGACGGAUUACUGCAGAUUUACAUGUAAAGAAACGUGUGGGAGUAUAAUAACAUGAGUUGGUUUAUUUUCCACCAAGCAUAGUUGAACUCCCGUGGGGGUUUGCAAGUCCAACUACCUACAGUAUUGCUCCUAUUUCUGGCCCUGGUUUACUAUAAUUAACCUGAAUGUGUUUAAUGUAUAAUACACAGUGGACCGACGCACAUUAUACUGCAAAGUUAUUAAAAACAUUUUUGCCAAGGUUUUUUACCCUCAUCUAAUGUAAGGCUAUAGAAAGCUUUUGUGCCCCCCCAUCUGUAGCUUUCUCUUUCCCCCUUUCCCCUCACUUUCCAUCCCCCUCUUUUUUUUAAUUAGUCUCUCUCUCUCCUUUAUUAUCACACUCUUAUGUAGUUUUUUCUCAUGGGAGAAAAAAGCAAUUAUCUCAUCAAUGAAGAUGUUGCUAUGUAAGCAGGGUUGAGUGUUAAAUGUGAGUGUGUGUGUGUGUGUGUGUGUGUGUGUGUGUUUUUGUUGAACUAUAGUACCAGAAGUCCUCACAAGGAUAAUAAAACAAGGGAAAUAGGGACAUUUUAACGGUCCCCAUGAGGAAAAUAACUAUUAUAGGCUUAGGGUUACAAUUAGGGUUAGAAUUUAAGGUUGGGGUUACAGAUAGGUAUAGUUUUGGGGUUAAGGUUAGGUUAAAGGUUAUGGUUAAGUUAAGGGUUAGGGAAAAUAGGAUUUUGCAUGGGAAUUAAUUAUUUGGUCCCUACAAAGAUAGCAAUAGAAAAGUGUGUGUGUGUUUGUUUUUUACCAUCCUUGUGGGUACCAGAAGUCCUCACAAGGAUAGUAAAACAAUGACAAUUCCGACAAGUGGGGACAUUUUGCCGGUCCCCACGAGGAAAAAUGCUAUUUUAGGCUUAGGGGCUAGAGUUAGAUAUAGUUUUAAGGUUAGGGGUUUGGGGUUAAGGUUAGGUUUAGGGUCAAGUUAGGGUUAUGGUUAGGUUAAGUUUAGGGUUAGGGGUUAGGGAAAAAUAGGAUUUUGGAUGGGAAUCAAUUAUUUGGUCCCCACAAGGAUAGCAAUAUACAACUGUGUGUGUGUUCUGGCUUUCCCAAAACAAAAACUGGGAGCACACUCAAAUCAUGAUUAUCCGGCUUGGAUUAUGUAUUUUCCGGAUUAACUGUGCCAAUGAAAGUUUUAAACAUUUGCAUUCCUAACUAAAACCACGUGCUCAUUCUGAUUCGGUUGGCCAAACGGAGAGAAAGGAAAACGUGAUCAUGUGAAAAGCCUACGUGUGGAUUUUUAUUGGACGGGCGAGCUACAGGACAGGGUAGAUGGAUGGAUGGGGGUAGCAGAAGCGCUUAACGUAAUCUAAUACCCAUGGCUGGCACAACCCAUGGCUGGCAUGGUUGGCCAACGACAUAAAUUGGAGGUUCAAAGACGGGGGUAAAAAGAGCCCCCUACUACUAGUACCUAUUACUAUACUAGAAUAAUAUUAUGUACUGUACUGUUAUACACAACUCAUACUCCCUCUAUCACACACUAUUUCUACACAUACACACUCCCCCUCUGUGUGCACCUGUUUUGGGAACGCCCCGUCCCUGGGAUCCUAGUUGCCAUCCGGAGGGAGGCGGCCUUGGAAACCCCUCUGCUCCUCUAGCACUAACAGGGCCAUUACACAGACAGACAGACGGGCCUUUCAUUUUGUCUAGCGUACAGUGGCUUGUGAAAGUAUUCACCCCCCCCCCCCUUGGCAUUAUUCCUAUUCUGUUGCCUUACAACCUGGAAUUAAAAAUGGAUUUUGGGGAGGUUUGUAUCAUUUGAUUUACACAACAUGCCUACCACUUUGAAGAUGCAAAAUAUUUUUUGGGGUGAAACAAAUAACAAAAGAAAAAAACUGAAAACUUGUGCGUGCAUAACUAUUCACCCCCCCCCAAAGUCAAUACUUUGUAGAGCCACCUUUUGCAGCAAUUACAGCUGUAAGUCUCUUGGGGUAUGUCUCUAAGCUUGGCACAUCUAGCCACUGGGAUUUUUGCCCAUUCGUCAAGGCAAAACUGCGCCAGCUCCUUCAAGUUGGAUUGGUUCCGCUGGUGUACAGCAAUCUUUAAGUCAUACCACAGAUUCUCAAUUGGAUUGAGGUCUGGGCUUUGAUUAGGCCAUUCCAAGACAUUUAAAUGUUUCCCCUUAAACCACUCAAGUGUUGCUUUAGCAGUAUGCUUAUGGUCAUUGUCCUGCCUGAAGGUGAACCUCUGUCCCAGUCUCAAAUCUCUGGAAGACUGAAACAGGUUUCCCUCAAGAAUGUCCCUGUAUUGAGCGCCAAUCAUCAUUCCUUCAAUUCUGACCAGUUUCCCAGUCCUUGCCGAAUGAAAAACAUCCACACAGCAUGAUGCUGCCACCACCAUGCUUCACUGUGGGGAUGGUGAUGAGAGGUGUUGGGUUUGCGCCAGACAUAGCGUUUUCCUUGAUGGAAGUUUACAUGCACUCAAUUAGUAUUUGGUAGCAUUGCCUUUAAAUUGUUUAACUUGGGUCAAACGUUUCAGGUAGCCUUCCACAAGCUUCCCACAAUAAGUUGGGUGAAUUUUGGCCCAUUCCUCCUGACAGCGCUGGUGAAACUGAGUCAGGUUUGUACGACUCCUUGCUCACACACGCUUUUUCAGUUUUGCCCACAAAUGUUCUAUAGGAUUGAGGUCAGGGCUUUGUGAUGGCCACUCCAAUACCUUGACUUUGUUGCCCUUAAGCCAUUUUGCCACAACUUUGGAAGUAUGCAUUGUCCAUUUGGAAGACCCAUUUGUGACCAAGCUUUAACUUCCUGACUGAUGUCUUGAGAUGUUGCUUCAAUAUAUCCACAUCAUUUUCCUUCCUCAUGAUGCCAUCUAUUUUGUGAAGUGCACCAGUCCCUCCUGCAGCAAAGCACCCCCACAGCAUGAUGCUGCCACCCCUGUGCUACACAGUUGGGAUGGUGUUCUUCGGCUUGCAAGCACCCCCUUUUUUAUUAUGGCCAAACAGUUCUAUUUUUGUUUCAUCAGACCAGAGGACAUUUCUCCAAAAAGUACGAUCUUUGUCCCCAUGUGCAGUUGCAAACCGUAGUCUGGCUUUUUUUAUGGCGGUUUUGGAGCAGUGGCUUCUUCCUUGCUGAGCAACCUUUCAGGUUAUGUUGAUAUAGGACUCGUUUUACUAUGGAUAUAGAUACUUUUGUACCUGUUUCCUCCAGCAUCUUCACAAGAUCCUUUGCUGUUGUUCUGCGAUUGAUUUGCACUUUCCGCAUCAAAGUACGUUCAUCUCUAGGAGACAGAACGUGUCUCCUUCCUGAGCGGAAUGAUGGCUGCGUGGUCCCAUGGUGUUUAUACUUGCGUACUAUUGUUUGUACAGAUGAACGUGGUACCUUCAGGCGUUUGGAAAUUGCUCCCAAGGAUGAACCAGACUUGUGGAGGUCUACAAUUUCCUUUCUGAGGUCUUGGCUGAUUUCUUUUGAUUUUCCCAUGAUGUCAAGCUAAGAGGCACUGCGUUUGAAGGUAGGCCUUGAAAUGCAUCGACAGAUACACCUCCAAUUUACUAAAAUGAUGUCAAUUAGCCUAUCAGAAGUUUCUAAAGCCAUAACAUCAUUUUCUGGAAUUUUCCAAGCUGUUUGAAAGGCACCGUCAACUUAGUGUAUGUAAACUUCUGACCCACUGGAAUUGUGAUACAGUGAUUUAUAAGUGAAAUAAUCUGUCUGUAAACAAUUGUUGGAAAAAUUACUUGUCAUGCACAAAGUAGAUGUCCUAACCGACUUGCCAAAACUAUAGUUUGUUAACAAGAAAUAUGUGGAGUGGUUGAAAAACCAGUUUUAAUGACUCCAACCUAAGUGUAUGUAAACUUCAGACUUAAACUGUAUACUGAGAUCAUGUGACAGAUCAUGUGACACUUAGAUUGCACACAGGUGGACUUUAUUUAACUAACAAAGGGGGUGAAUACAUAUGCACGCACCACUUUUCCGUUAUUUAUUUUUUUGAAUUUUUAGAAAGUUAUUUUUUAGAUUUCACUCCACCAAUUUGGACUAUUUUGUGUAUGUCCAUUACAUGAAAUCCAAAUAAAAAUCAAUUUAAAUUACAGGUUGUAAUGCAACAAAAUAGCAAAAACGCCAAGGGGGAUGAAUACUUUUGCAAGGCACUGUAUAUGUAUGUGUCUGUGCAGGCUUGCAUUCUGUGUGUUUGUAUGUUUGAAUAAGUGUAUGGGUUGGCUGUGUAUGGGUGUGUGCAUUUGCCAUUUGUGCGUGUGUUGGAGCAUCUGGUGGAUAUGCAACGUGUGUGUGUGUGUGUGUGUGUUAAGUGUGUAUUGUAUGCAUGUUGUGUGUGUGUGUGCUUGCACACGCUGGCUGGUGUGUGAGAGUUGUUGGCUGGGCCCUGUGGGGCUGGUAAUGGGCCUGACUGGGCCCAGCCUCUUAUGUAAUCUCAUGGCCAGGCUGGCUGAACUGAGGGAGGGGUUGUCUCAGGUAUGGCACUGCCUACUCCCACUCCCACUCCACCUAGAACCUCUACCACUAUUUUCUUGAGGUUUGACAGUGGUGGUAUAUCAACCUUACGGUACCUACAAAACCUCUGUAAAAACUGUUCCUGCAAAGUAUUCAUCUUACUGUUGAGAAACCUUUGACUUUAGCAAGCAGUCCCAGUAGCUUGGUUGUUGUUGUUCUAGUCUAGUAUUUCUACAGGUUAGUGUAUAGAAUUUAAACACAGUGUGCUAAACACCACGACCACAUCUUUGGAUCCCAUGAGACACCUGUCACCUCCAUUCCCAUUCCUCCAUCCCUCCACCACUUCAGAGGGAAGGCGAGCGAAGGAUUAAAUAUUUAUCCCAGUAACAAGGAGACAGGCAUGGGAGGGGACAUAAAAUGUUCAUGCCACUUCACGGUGGCAGGGCUUUUAGUGGUGUGUGUCCGUGUGUGUGUGUGUGUCCAUAGGCCAGCUUUCAUCUUCCCAGAGGGUCAAAUGCCAGGGUAGGGGAGUACGCAUGCCUCAUACAUUCCUCACGGUUAUCAGAGUGCUCACAUCAAUAUUCUUGGUGCCCGGGUGUUUUAAAUGGGGGUGCCCUGAUUUGUUAUCGGAAUGCCCGACACUCCUGGGCACCCCUGCCAAGCCAUGGUGGUUGUUGAAUGAUAUCCAAUAUACCUUAUCCUGCAAGGGGGCAUAUGCUUUAUUGGUGUGUCUGCAUUGCUGUACCUCCAUUGUAACAACCCACAGUGACAUUAAGGUGAUGGUAUGAUUUGUGGUACAUCUUAUAAGUUACGCCUGCUGCAUGGUGCUUCUACAGAGCUUUUAGAAGUUUGAUAAAGCUAUGUAGCUAUAGAUUGCCACCAGCAAUAGGCAAAACUGUUGAUAUGUGUUUCUUUCUUUGUGCUACUAAGCAAUACUGUUCUGAACUGUGGUAAACAAACAGGAAUGCCAGCUACUUUAGGUGCACCACCUCUAAGAACAAACUCUUAGUUUGGCACUUGUGUUAAAUAUUCAAUGUUCUCCUUUUUCCACAACCUAUUCUCUCUCUCCGUUUCCCUCUAAUGUACCACUCUGUCUCCUUUUCCCUCUCCCUCUCAUUUCCCUCCCUCCCUCUCUCUCUCUCUGAUGGGUAGUGACAGUGUGAAUGGGCAGGUGUUGUCUCAGUGUGAGUCAUAGGUAUAGAUAAUCCAGGUUUGAUGUGACCACUGUUGUUUUGUCUCUGCUGCUCUGACUCAGAACACUGGCCCUGCAUAUACAGGUUUUCCCACAGUAUGUAGUGGUGAGAACUCAUGAAUCCAUGAGAAGUAGCUGAGAUGACUGAGGUGUGUCAAGGUGUGAGCUUGUGACAGCAUUAUUGAGGUGUAGGGCUGAAUGACUCAUCGCGCGUGUAUUUGUGGUCCGCCUUGGCACAGGCCUGCCCUGCCUGAGAGCGAUUGAUUAGUGCUGUGCUGCAGUGUUUGCCUGUGGAUUUCUCUCCCUGGCCGGGCACACAAAGACCCCAUUGUGUGUGUGAUUGAGUGUGCGUGUGGAUGCACGCUGCGUUUCAGCUAGGGCCCAUUCUCUGUAUAACCCUUUACCAAUCACUAAACACCCACACACAACACUGACCAUCUCUCUCUCUCUCUCUCUCUCUCUCUCACACACACACACACACACACACACACACACACACACACACACACACACACACACACACACACACACACACACACACACACACACACACCUAAAACCAAACUCUGGCCACCACACACACCUAACACAACCUACUCUCCCACCAACUAAAACCACCCACUCUUUAACAUGCACUUCUUUUCUCUUGGGUUUAGAUCAGUUCACUGGGUUUCGGGAGCACUGAUUGCCUAUAGGAAGCUGAGAGAUGCACUUUUCCUGAGGCCCAGAGAUAGGGCUGUGGCGGUCAUGAAAUUUUGUCAGCCGGUGGUUGUCAAGGAAAUAACUGCCGGUCUCACGAUAAUUGACCGUUAAUUAACAUAAACACAUUUAGCAUUUCCUGGCUUCCAGCAUAUCCUACAAGCCACUGAUGCAGACCUUUGGAACAUCUAGAUUUUAAAAAAUCGAAUAAAUCCAUGUAAUAUAGCCUACACCAUCACAAUAAAUCCAUUAUUUAUUUUAGACAGGUCUAAAGAAACAUGAUAAGAAGAAAAUGUCGUCUAUUUCAGAAGAACAGAACAGCAUUCUCUGAGUUGUCCUGAUGUUAGGCCCUGAUAUGGCUAUGCCAUAUGGCUCUGGGCUACACUAGUUCAUUUAGCAGACAAGAUUUGCAUAGAAUUCCAUGGCAUUAUUUUAUAGUAUGAAGAAUACAAUUGAACAAAGCUGAAUAAAAUAAAGGAUUUAAGGGAGUGCGCAAAUGCGGCUAUUCUGUGUUGAGCGGUUAACAAAGAAACAGGUACUCCUAUAGGCUUAAUUUAGAGUUAUUUAUGUAACUUUAGUUGUGAUACAAACGUUGGGCUAUAUGUUUAGAUGUUUUAUACAUUCUAAGGCUGCAUGAUGCGACUCUAAUUAUGAUUUGAAAAAAUGAAGGCUGUACACACUUCAUAUGUCUCUCAUUCACAAUUUGACAAGCACUUGAUAAUGCCUCGAAUUUCCUGGCUGCAUCCCCUUUGUGUGGCCGUAAUGCCCCCUAAAAAAAUCCAUGCCUUUUGCGGCCAGUGGCCGUUGUGCCCUUGGUAUGAAUAUAAUAAUUAGAAUUCCCUUCUCCCAGCUGCGUGUGGGAGCACCUCUCACUCACAUGGCUCUCAGUCACGUGAUCGGGCUUCUCAUAGGCAACAAGUGAAGACAGACACAUCUGGGGGGCAACUGCGCGCGUCCUUAUCCAAUUCCGAGGUGCAUAUUGAAGAUAUUUACUUUUCGUCAGCCAACAAGAUGAGUAGGCCUAACGAACAGCAAAAGCGCUAGUCUAUGUCAAUCUACUAACCCCAUAGUACAAAAGUUGACCUAUUCUGUGCGAUAAAUAAAUAUUCCAAACAUAGUCUGGGACAAUUGUGGGAUGCGAUAGAUCCCAAAUGAAUACAACCACUAGCAUCAAAAAACCUGUUUUAAGCAAUGAGCCUGACGCAACAGAUCAGAACAUUCAUCUUAAAAUGCUAUUUCUUCACAUAAGCGCAACAAUGUGCACACGGCAGUAGGCUAUAAGCAUGAAUGUUCAAUUAGCAGAAAACACCAUUAUCAAAAGUGACCAUAAAUGCAAUUAUGCAUGUCAUACUUUAUUAUAAAUGUGCAUUUUUAUUGUGAAAAUUAUCUUCCCCAAACUUGAAACUCACACGCUGCGUAUGUAUGCCAGUUAGGCUCUACACCAGUUGUAAAGUUGAUUCAUGUGCUUCAUUUUAAGAAGUUAUUUGGCCACUUUUAGUUGUGAUACAAACCUUAUCAAAACAUAUAGGCCUAUGUGCUAGGCUACAUGAGGUGACUAUGAUUUGAAAAAGUUGCAACAAAAAAAAGCAUGCACUGUUUGCCUUAAGCUGGGCAUCAUUCACAAGUGAUAGGCUAAUAUUGUCACCCAUCACACUAUUCUUGAUUUAAUCUUGUCUUUACAUAUACAAAAUAAUAUGUGUGAAAUUUGUUUUGAUUUAGAAUGGACCAUUAUCAUGCACCUGUCUCGAAAAAAUAUAUAAACAUGUCAUCUAUGCACAUAAAUAGCGAAUGGAGGACGCUCUUCCGUGGUUCAUUUUCAUGCCAGCAAGGUAGGCUAUACUCCUGUUUUAAAGAGAAGCAAUGUGCUUAAUAUUAGGAAAGUUGAGAAAUAAAUAUAGUAGGCUGAUGGGAUCCUCUUUUUAAUAGUCAUCAAUCUGUUUUCUAAUGCUAUUGCAUAGCCUAUAGAAAUGUUGCGCAACAUCAGCUCAUGGGCUCUCAUCGAUUUUCGAUUAUAUUUGCAUUGAUGUCAGUGAUUAUAGGGACAAUAGAGUGCGGGGUACCAGGCAGUUAGCACGUUUGGUAGGCUACUAAUGACCAUCAGAGCUUGGAGAAGCAUAAUAACCGUGACUAAACGGUCACGUGGAAUUUGACAGCCAUCAUGACUCGUGACCGCCGGUGUGGCCAUUUUGCAUCCCCAAGCUUUCCUGUUUCCCCAUGCCCAGAGGCAAGACCCCAGCUCUGUGUCUGACGGCAGACAACAAUAUCCUUUAUGAAUAGAGCCUGGGCUAUUGAUUCCUACAUAUAAAAUGACUUAUGUUUUGUAGUUUUCCGCAUGGUUUAAUGUCCAUGAUAGACAGACUAAGACGUUGUUAUUGAUCACAGGCACAUCUAAUGGACAAAUUAUCGACCUACAUAACAACAAAUUCUGAGCUAAUCAAUCUUCCAGGGUUGUGAAAACCAAGUAGGCUAUUUGGCAGCAGACACACUGACGGUAAUGAAAGUACACCCACUACUUUACGGUCUCAUCUACAGAUAUAUAUUUCUUAAUGUAAUGUAACAUUGGAGAAUGUUUUUGAAUUGUGACAUUUAUUUGCAUGAAUGCCCCUUUCUCCGCCAUACCCAUACCCUCUCCCUGGGUCCUGCUCUCUCCUCUACCCCUUCUCCACCCUCCUCUAACCUCCUCCACCCCAUCCCUUGUUUCUACAGACAUUGCCUCUUGAUUGCUCAAAGUGACCACAACCGGUCAUUACCUCCUCCCUGUCUCUCUACAGAAUUUGCGACAAACUGCACUCUGUCAGGUUGCCAGGACAACUGUUCGGUGACUCCGUCGGGCGCUGCAUGUUACUGUAGGAGUGGAUAUGAAAUAGGGCUGGACGGCAUGACAUGUAAAGGUGAGUUCCACCAACCUUACAACCUUUAGCCUUCUAGACUCUGACAACCUACAUCCUGCUACUGGCUUUAUAAAUAGUAGGCCUAUACCUAGUCAAAGUCUGGUGGGCAAUUGUCCUUAUCCAACUCGAAAGACCAUGAAAAAGAGCUGGAGGGGUUUUGUGCACUAACAAUGGCUAACCAGAUGUGAUUGGCCCAUGUGUAACCUACUGUGUGUUGGUCAGAUUUUGACGAGUGCAGUGUUUACGGGACCUGCAGCCAGUCCUGUACCAACACAGAGGGCUCCUACACCUGCAGCUGUGUGGAGGGCUACCUGCCUCAGCCCGACAACCGCUCCUGCAAGGCCAAAAAUGGUUGGUAUUAUUAAGACCUACCACUGCCACCACUCAACUCGUUAUUUUAUCGAACAGUCCCCUUGAUGCUUUCCAUGGGGCUUUUCAACUAAUGUACUGUAAAUAUACGGAUUCGUAUUAGCUGUUGACCACUUUGUUGAUCGCCUACCCUUACACCUUGUCGAGACAAUAACCUCUGCUCCAAAGUCCACUCACGCCUUCCUCCUCCCAUCCCCCGCUCUCUCCUCUCCUCCCAGUCCCAGUAGAAAGGAACUCGGUGCUGCUGAUCGCAAACAGUCAGAACAUCCAGGCCACGUCUUUGAGCGGUACCACGAUCAGCCUACUGUCCACCACCACCAAGCAGACCACCGCCAUGGACUUCCUCUACGCCCAGGAGCAGGUCUGCUGGAUCCACGUGGGUGACUCGCCCGCCUCCACCCACCUCAAGUGUGCCAAGAUCCCCAACCUCAAGAGCUUUGCUGACGAGAGGGUCAUCAACAUCUCCCUCAGCCUGCACCGUGAGUUCUAUAAUACAAUAUGA
Coregonus sp. 'balchen' is the source of this 15119-nucleotide messenger RNA. The record is from the annotation of a GenBank genome assembly. NCBI's taxonomy places the organism in Eukaryota, Metazoa, Chordata, Actinopteri, Salmoniformes, Salmonidae.